UAGAUUGAGUUUUUCAUUAUCCGCUGAACACAUUAUAAAAAUUAAAUAACAGUGAAAUCAAAAUGCCACUAUUAUAAAUGUCAAACUUGAGUUAGACGGGCUUAUUGACGAAAUCUUUUUACUAGCACCCGUAUUUACAUUUAAAUUAAAGCGAGAAUACAUGCAAAUAAUUUAACUGUGGUAAAAUAAUCAAAAUCUGCAAGAUAUGACUUUAAUCUUCAUGAGACGAUGACCAUUGUCAUUGAGGACGAUGUCAGACUGGCGUCUGAGGUUCCAAGAUUGGUAGAGGCCGACGAAGGUAUGUCUCUCCCCUCUGUGAUGACGGAGGCCGAAGAGCCGGCCGCUGGAGUUUCUGAUCAUUUGCGGCAAGAGGGGCCGUCGACUUCGCAGCCAGACGAUGAUACUUCUUCGCCGGCCGAUGGGAGAGGCAAAGGCGUUGCCAAAGAUGGUUAUGAGACGGAUUCCGAGGUUGAUGUCACUGACCUGAGGAUGAUGAAGGAAGGGUUUACCCAACUUGAGGUGAGGCUGGAGGGGUCUACGAGGACCAUUGUGAUCCCCAUGGAUCGUGAUCUAUUAAUUAAUACGGAGAAUGUAUUCCCUUCCCUUGGCCCUCUUUGCUCCGACGUAGAAGGUGAAACCCUGAGAGAAUUGGACGAUAUUACUUUGUCGAGGGGAAUAGUCGGCCUUGCCCUCAUGACCAUGAUCUUGGAGAUUGAGAUCGCUCGAAUAGAGGAGAAGCAUAAGAAAAUAUUUGAGAAGUUGGAGCGCAAGUACUUUGAGUAUCGCGGCAAGUACCAGGAGAUUCGCAGGCAUUUUGGCUAGGGUGGUAACUUGCGGGCCCUUCGUGAUGAGUUGAAGGAGAAGGAUGACAAGCUGGAGAAGGUCAUAGAGAAGUGUACUGUCCUUAAAGGGACGUUGAGAGGUAAGGAGGAAGAGCUCGAAGUCAGCAAAGGGGUCGAAGCCCAGUGCAGUGAUCUCCAUGCUCAGGUGGUUUCACUGCGUGCCCAUCUUGAGGAGUGUCAAUACAUACUUCAGAUUUUCCUAAUGUUCCUCGAGAGUUGUAUGAGGAGUGGAUUCAUGUUGAGGCCCAGUUAGACGUGUUUUGAGAUUUGCAUGCCGCGGGAUCUAUUUCUAAGACCGCCCUCGAAGAUGCUCGUGUUAAAGCUCGCGAAGCUCGAAUUGCUUGCAGGUAUGACCCCGUUAUGCCAGAGGACUACGAGGACGAGGGGGACGAAGGUGUAGACUGGCUCGAGCAGAAUGCCUGGUAUGACGCUGCAUAUCCUGAGGGCGAAGGCGGCGAUGGCAAGGGUGUUGAAGGUCAAGGGGGCGACGCUGUUGAGGACCAAGUCAGCGGGGAUGUCGAGGGUCGUGAUGGUGGUGGCCAAUAUUUUUCUCUUUUGAUUUUUGUAUA
Molecule: messenger RNA, 1411 nt
Organism: Nicotiana tabacum (common tobacco)
Lineage: Eukaryota; Viridiplantae; Streptophyta; Magnoliopsida; Solanales; Solanaceae
Source: RefSeq, a predicted model, not a curated record